CGCUGUCUUGAGAGAGAGAGAGAGAAAGAGAGUGGAGACAGAGGGUGGUAGUGGGGUUUGCCGUGGGGUUUCUCCGAACUCCGCCACCGCACGCCCGCACUUGUCCUCUGCAGAGGCGAGCUCCUACCAAUCCUGGGCUCGGCGUUCCGAUUCUUCCUCUCCACUCCAGCGGGCCAGCGGCGUUUGCUUAGACAUGGACGUCGAGUUUAGGACAUACAGGAAUGUUUAAGGGAAGUGCGAUCGUCAGGGGAAGUUUCUUAUCAUUGAUGGGAAAGAGAAACUUGAAGAUUUUGAUGGACAUAUUCUGAAGCUCAACAAAGGUACAUACACUAUGGUGGAUGAUGAAGUUACGUCAGACUGCUUGAUCAAGGUGUUUCCAACAGAUAAAACUAAGCUGAGACUAUACUCGCUCCUGAAGAACAUCAGACAUCCUUGCAUCCUAUCAGUGCAAAACUUCUAUGAGGUAUCAGGUCAGCCUAGAUUUGUCUUCUCCUGGGCUGAUGGCAGCAUGAGUGCUUGGUUGAAGUCUGGUCAAGCUGCAAAAAUGGUCAAGUCUAGCAUGAGGGGCAGGCGGCCCUCUCCAAAAUUCCGUCAAAUUAUCAUUGAUAUUUGUUCGGGAUUGGAGCAUUUAUUUCAAGGGAAUGUCUACCCAAUCAAAAUUGGCGUAGAAGAUAUAAUGACAUGCAAAGUUGGUUACAAAUACUUCCCCAAACUUCUUAUCUGUGAAGAUAAAAAGCCUGGAACUUUUGAUGUUGACACACACAAGAAUAAGAUAUGGGAAGACCUCAGGAAUACUGUGAAGACAACCUUCAAAGAGUGUGCAAACAAUGAAACUAUUGAUCCUGUUUCAUUGAAGUUCUUCAACUCCAUUGGGAAACUUAAAUCUGAACAAUUGCAGAAGUACCCAGAUGACUGGAGUAUGCAGAAGGCCACGUAUCUGCUGAAGAUUAUGUCCACUGACAAGAACGUAGCAGGUCCGAAGGUUCAAAGUGCUGGUAUUUCUUGGCCCGUAACCCAUUCAGGAACUUUGCUGUCUCCAUUCCGUCAAAUGGUGGCAUAUGAUAACACACGUAGCUUCCCAUCGAGGUACAUUACUACUGAUCCAUAUGACUUCCUGAGGAUCUGCAAGGAUCUAAUUAAGCACUGGCUGAUUCUUCCUGAAAGUGUCAAGCAAGUGUGUCCUAACUGGGAGGUUGUGGUGGAAAGAAUGGAUACAUGGAAUCCACUAAUUUGGUGCAUUUUGUAUGAGAUAUUUAAAUAAGCAUCUAAGGUUUUUUUUUUCCUUCAUCAAGCCAAUUGAAGCAAUGGAAAUUGAAUUGUGGCUUGAUCUUGAUCUGUUCGAGCACUUGAAAUGUGCUUGUGUGGGUGCAGUUCUCAUGUGUCGGGUUGUGUAGGACUGAAAUUUUUAUAUGAACUUUCUGGACAGGUGCACAGUGUUGGUGUUCGUUUGCCUUAACUAAGGGAAAUGUGUUUGUUAAAUAUGUUAUCAAACAAUUUGCAGCUGGACGUUAAUGUUAUUUAUCUACUAUGGUGUACUGUUUCAAUUAGUAGCUCUUACAUUUUUGUGGAUGUAAAGAACCUCCCCUUUGAAUUUAUGGAUGGUUGCGAAAUGUUGAUGCACA
Messenger RNA from Panicum virgatum (switchgrass), 1622 nucleotides. RefSeq lists its product as uncharacterized. NCBI's taxonomy places the organism in Eukaryota, Viridiplantae, Streptophyta, Magnoliopsida, Poales, Poaceae. The record is from RefSeq and is a predicted model, not a curated record. The transcript has 6 exons. Bases 332 to 1261 code for a protein of 309 amino acids.